Molecule: messenger RNA, 1667 nt
Organism: Notothenia coriiceps (black rockcod)
Lineage: Eukaryota; Metazoa; Chordata; Actinopteri; Perciformes; Nototheniidae
Product: glycerol kinase-like
Exons: 12
Biological process (GO): glycerol metabolic process; triglyceride metabolic process; phosphorylation
Cellular component (GO): mitochondrion
Molecular function (GO): glycerol kinase activity
Source: RefSeq, a predicted model, not a curated record
UGCCAGAAAUCCGGCUCUCUUGCAGGGGUUCCAAUCUCUGGGUGUCUUGGCGACCAGUCGGCUGCCCUGGUUGGUCAGAUGUGCUUCAGGGAAGGCCAGUCCAAAAACACGUAUGGGACCGGCUGCUUCAUGCUCAGAAAUACAGGGACCAAGCCUCUGAUGUCGGACCACGGCCUGCUGACCACAGUUGCCUACAAACUGGGAAAAGACGAGCCUGCCUGCUAUGCCCUCGAGGGUUCUGUAGCCAUCGCCGGGGCAGUGGUGUGCUGGCUGAAGGACAACCUGGGCAUCUUGCAGUCUUCCUCAGAGAUCGAGAAGCUAGCAGCUGCAGCCGGGACGUCUCACGGCUGUUACUUUGUGCCCGCCUUCUCCGGACUCUACGCCCCCUACUGGGAGCCCAGUGCACGAGGGAUCAUCUGUGGGCUCACUCAGUUCACCAACAGGAACCACUUGGCUUUUGCUGCCCUCGAGGCCGUCUGCUUUCAGACCAGAGAGAUCCUGGAUGCGAUGAACCAGGACAGCGGCGUCCCUCUGAACGAGCUGCAGGUGGACGGAGGCAUGACCUCCAACAGACUCCUGAUGCAGCUGCAGGCAGACAUCCUCUGCAUCCCCGUAGUGCGACCCACCAUGUCAGAGACCACCGCUCUGGGGGCAGCCAUGGCAGCUGGGGCAGCAGAGGGGGUGAGGGUGUGGAGCCUGAGCCCGAGUCAUCUGCCACACGCCACAUCUGAGAAAUAUGAACCUCAGAUCAACCCUGAUGAGAGCGAGUUCCGCUACGCUCGCUGGAAGAAAGCCGUCCAGAGGUCCAUGAACUGGGAGACCAACGAGCCCUGCUGCAAUACCAACGUGACAACAGGUGUAGGGAAGAAGAUGAACGGCACACCCUGGGGGGUGCCUCCCCCCCCUCCCCACAUCAGAGCGGACCCCUAAGAUCCCCAGCUGUAACUGUGGAUCAUGGAGCAGUACAAUGGCAGCACCUCUGGAAGAGUGAUGUGCUCCCAGUGGAUAAAAGACUUGAAGGCUGCAUGAUGUAGCUAGCAGUAGGACCCCACAUCUGACUGAAGGAUGAAGAGCCAGCCGCAUUAAAGACUGACACAACCUGGGGAGCACUAUGGAACCGUUUUUGGAUUUAUGGAAUUUCUUUUGUCUUUCUUUUCUGAAAAGAAAGUGUUCUUAAAGCAUCCUUUUUUUAAUCUAUGAAUUUGCCUUCAACUUGUUGAGCAUAGCAAACUCAGGUGUUGGUAGCAAACAAGCACACUAGUGUACCUCAUCACUGUGACACUGUUGUUAAUUGUUGUGUACACUGUUUUAAUGUCUUUGUGCCUCUUUCUUAACUUUGGGAUGCACAAGAUUAGUGGGACUAAUGCUUGAAAAAGGUUACUGCUCAGCAUCUCUACUGUUAGUGGGGUUUAUUUUUUUGAAGAACUUAAAAUUUGUGAGAUAUCUUCUGAGUUAAGGAUAUCAGGCAUAAUUAGUUUCCUGGAUUUUUACCAUGAUUUUCUUUCUAGAUUGAGGGGAAACAUGCUACAUGUUAGCACACACUAUGCAUUAACUGACAUCUAGCUGCAGGCAAUCUCACAACAGCACUUUAUAAUUUAUCCUGUGUAUAAUGAGGAUUGUGAGCCAUGCAGGAUUUAAACAGGUUUAUUAACCUGAUUGUUUUAAGA